AUGUCCAAUGCAUGGAACCAGACUCGUCGGAUGAAAAGAUUAGCAGUGGGUCCAAUGAAAACUCCUGAGUAUAAUGAAUGGAGAAAUGCAGAAUUAGAAAAGAAGAUAGAGCAAAUGGAAGAAGAAAAGAUGAACUUGAUAUUAGAUGCAGAUGUUCAGAAACUCGAGGCAGAAAGAUUAAGAAAAGGGAAAACUAAAGCCGAAGAGGAUCUAGAUAGCUUGAAGACAGAUUAUAAGAAGCUGUGCUUAUCGAUGAGAACUGCCGGGUUGGGACAAACUUCAGAGCAGUGGCGUGAAAAGAUUCAAGUAGAAAAGAAUAAGACCGAUAGAUGGGAAAGGAAAUUUCAAGAGGUCCAGGCACGAAAUGAGGCUCUAGAGAAGAGUUUGUUAGAGAAUCGAAAGAAAAAAAGGCGAACUAAAUGA
Messenger RNA from Gossypium raimondii (Peruvian cotton), 423 nucleotides. RefSeq lists its product as uncharacterized. The transcript is spliced from 2 exons. The record is from RefSeq and is a predicted model, not a curated record. The coding region runs from base 1 to 423 and encodes 140 amino acids. NCBI's taxonomy places the organism in Eukaryota, Viridiplantae, Streptophyta, Magnoliopsida, Malvales, Malvaceae.